Anthostomella pinea is the source of this 930-nucleotide messenger RNA. The record is from the annotation of a GenBank genome assembly. NCBI's taxonomy places the organism in Eukaryota, Fungi, Ascomycota, Sordariomycetes, Xylariales, Xylariaceae.
AUGUCCGACACUAUCAAGAACGUCGCCGUCGUCGGGGUGCUCUCAUCAAAGGGAUCAGGAAACCUAGGAACAGCGGUCGUCCAGGAACUGACCAAAGCGGGCUUCAACGUGACGGUCUUGACGCGCAAGGGCUCUCCAUCCACUCUGCCGCCGGGCGUGGCCUCUAGAGAGGUAGACUACGAGUCGGUCGAUUCCUUGACACCAGCUCUCCAAGGUCAGCACGCAGUCGUGUCGACCAUCGCCACCGCUGCAGUCAGAGGACAGCACCCACUGGUAGAUGCUGCCGUGGCUGGAAAGGUGUCCCGGUUCAUUCCCUCCGAGUUCGGUAUCAACUCGAGGAUCUUGGGCACUUCGGCAAUUGGGAAGAUCCUACAGGGCAAGGUACAGACGCUGGACUAUAUCAACCAAAAAUCCAAGGAGAACCCAUCGUUCACAUGGACAGGCAUCUCAACUGGGCUCUUCUUCGACUGGGUAAGCAUCCAUGGGCUCGAGCAUGGGUCUCUCGGUCUCGACAAGAGCACAAAGACAGCGACCAUCUACGACUCCGGAAGCGAGGCUGUUCAGACUUCCAACCUCGGCUUCAUUGGCAGAGCUAUCGCGGCCAUCCUGUCCGACCCGAGCAAGACCGUCAACAGAUACAUCACAAUUGCCUCCUUCAACCCAUCCCAGGCCGAGCUCCUGGAGAUUGUGGAGAGAGAGACGGGCGAGAAAUGGAAUGUCAACCACGUCACCACGGCGGAACAGGAGAAGUUCGGGCUUGAGAAGCUGGGCAGGGGGGAUUACAGUGCAUUCUCGAACCUGCUGCGAAAGCGUAUUUACGAGGACGGUGCUGGGUUGGCCGUGAAAGGGGCAGAUAGUGCGAAUUCUCUGCUGGGCCUCGAAGAUGAAGAGGACCUGGAAGCUGCUGUGAAGGCGUGGCUCGGCGGGUAG